AAAAUCUCAAGAUGAUCAUAGAAAUUUUUGAGUUACUUCAGUCAAAGACAGCAAAAAAUGCUUCAAAUGUUGUCAUUAACUUUGCAUGUCACGAAGAUGAAAACAAAUGGAAUAUUGCAAUUUUACAAUUUUUCAUACAUGUUCUUGAUAAAAACAUGGAAAUAACUGAAGAAGUCUUCAAAAAUGAUAAUCAAUUCGAAAAAAUGUCUUUGGAUGUUUACAAAAGUCUCCCAUAUAAUAUUGAAAGCUUUCCGGUUGAAACAACUAAAACCUUUAUGACAUUGUUCAUGAAAAAGGCGCUUGACAAAAACCUUCUCACAACUCCAGUUAUAGGAAAUUGGACUCGCUUUCUAGAAGCUAUUAUUCAAAAUAAAAACAUUCCAAACUGCAUCUUUAAAGGAAAAGCAAUUCAACUCUUGUCACUUCUUUUAAUUCCACUUUGUAAUCUUUUUAAGAGUUUUGAAGAAAAUGACGAAUUGGAUGAAUUGAAAACGGUAGUUAAGAACAGCAUUGAUCGAUCUUUAACAAUGAUUCUUAAAGGACUUCGAAUCAAAAUUUACUGCGUUUCAAUAGCAAAAGAAAUCAUUGAAGCAUUCGAAUGUUAUCCCGAAAUAGUUGUCUUGGGCACAAAAAAUUAUUUAUUCAUUUACAAAAAGAUGUUGAAACAAGAGAAUCAUUUACUAAUCACACUUACUCUGAAAAGUCUCACAACACUUUGUUCUAUUGAAAGCAUUCGACAACAAUUAGAUGAAUUCUUCUUCAAUCAUUCUGAGGAUGAAGACUUAAGCGAACUCAUGUUCAUCAUCAAUAAUGAGUUGAUAUUCAGAAAAACAAUGAAACAGGAAGUGAUCGCUCUCCUCAAAUCUAUGAAAAAUGUUUUUGGUGAUCGAGAUUUUAUUACUGAGCAGAUUAAGUCGGAACUUUAUCAAGGCGUUUUCAGUCCAUUAAAAAAAGUUGUGACUGAGACGGUUCGAAUUAUAAAUGACUGGGAAGAUAAUUUCUGGUCAACAAUUGUAAAUCUUUUACAGUUCCAUACUGAUAGAUCUAUAAAUUUAUUAAAUUUUAUCAAAAUGUUGUCAUCGAUCGAAGAAUUUGAUUCAAAUCCAGAAUAUCUCAUCAAAAAUAUUCUUCGAAAUAACAAUACAGGAUCGACUCUUCAAUGGAAUGCUUCACUAUUAAUGGCAAUGGUGAAAAGCAGGAAUGAAAACAAAAUUAUUUUACAAAGCAUUGAUCAGAUCGUUGAAAUGAGUUUGAAGCAAGAAGAAACUUUUAUUUUGAUCCUCGAAUGCUUCUCUAAUAUAAAAACUGAGGAAAGAUCUUCCUUUUAUGUCGAGAACUCAACAAAACUGACAUUUAUGAUUCAUUGCAUGAUUACAGCAUUAGAAAAGUUUGAGAAGAUUUCAACACUCUACAAAAUCCGUCACAUUCUUGAAUUGCUAUCAGAAUUAUCUCCUGAAUAUGUAUUGAAAGAAGUUCGCAUCAUAUUCAACACAAAUUAUUUGAAAGGCUUGCAAUUUUUUAAUGAAUGCGAAAAUGAAGAAUGCAUUGAGAAAAUUGGGAAAUUAUUUACGAAAAUGUUCAUUCUUAUGGAGAAAAGCAAUUCCUGGAAUAUCAUGAAAGUUAACAGCAUACGGGACAUUGACAAGCUCGGCUGUUUAUUCCUGUCAAGAUCAAACAGAGCUACACGACACAUUGCAAUCCGAUUUUAUACAAAUGUUUUGAAACACGUUUGGACACGAGUAGUGCUUAAAAAGUCUUUACCCUGGAACAGCUCAACAAUAAGUGAGAAGACCAAAUCGUAUAUUGAGACUAUACCUCAAAUCUGGAGUGGUGGACAGACGGUUGAAGAAAUAAGUCUUCCAUUAUGCUGCACUCUUGAACUGUUAUUGAUGUUUCAACCUUCAAUGCAGGCAUUCUCAGACAGUGAUGUGUUCACGAAGUUAGACAUACAUUUAAAUAAGGAACAAGUAAAGAAAUUGGCAGCAGCCGUCGAAAAUGUUGUGUUUUCAGUCGAACCAGCCAGCAAAAAUUCUCAAACUAUUUUUUACCAGCAAUUAGUUUUACAAACAUGGAUUGGAUUCAUUCAAAACUACAACGAUCUUCCAAGCAAAACAUCAUCUGACAAGAUUAUUCGUUAUUAUAACUUGAAGAGUGUUUUCAUUGUUGAACUGGAAUUAUUGAUGAAACAUCUCGUAACACUUUCUAAAAAUAUCUUUGAACAGACAGUCGCUUCAGCAGUAUUGCAAAUUGCACAAUCAAAAGAUAAAUUUUCAUUUUCAGGCUUUUAUCAAGCUCUAGAUGAAUUCCUGUCGACUUCUUUCAAAAGUGUUCUUAAACGAAUGUCCAUCACCAGCUCAAUUUGUUCUUUCAUCUUAACAAAUCUUGAUGGUCAUGUUGCAAGUCAGAAUAAAGUUGAGGAACAAAAUAGACUUUACGUACUUGAUUUCGUUGCCAUCAUGGUCAAAAACUUAGAUUUGAAUCUCAAAAGAAAGUUGGAAGAUUUCAUUCCUGGAGAUUUCUUGAAUAGAAAUGAUCUGACAAGAAACGAGAUAAAACAUUUCAACGAUUUCUUGAAUUUGCUUCGUACAUAAAAUUUCUUUUCGUUUAUAUGUUGUGAGACAAAUAAAA
Clunio marinus is the source of this 2628-nucleotide messenger RNA. NCBI's taxonomy places the organism in Eukaryota, Metazoa, Arthropoda, Insecta, Diptera, Chironomidae. The record is from the annotation of a GenBank genome assembly.